This is a messenger RNA of Cokeromyces recurvatus, 614 nucleotides long. RefSeq lists its product as uncharacterized. The record is from RefSeq and is a predicted model, not a curated record. NCBI's taxonomy places the organism in Eukaryota, Fungi, Mucoromycota, Mucoromycetes, Mucorales, Mucoraceae. The coding region runs from base 1 to 459 and encodes 152 amino acids. The transcript has 4 exons.
AUGUCAAGUAUCUCUCAAAUGAUAUAUUUGAAAAGAAACUUCUGGUACAGAGCUUGUAGAUUAAUUUAUGGAAAUAUCAAAAUCGGCGAACUACAAAGCCUCUAUCCAAGACCCCCUGGCAUUCAAGCAGCCUAUAAUCAUUUGCAAGAGUUAGACAAUGUCAAUCUUUCUGUUGAAAAACAAGGUCUAGUAGGGUAUGGCCAAAUUGUUUCGUCUGCUUGUGAUACUGUAGCUACUGCCUACAACAACUUCUACGUUGAAAACUAUGAAACAAGAAACGAAACAAAUUUCGCAUACAGUACACGUUGCUUUUUCAAUUCUUUUGGUUUUACCAAGCUGAAAAUCAGAAAAAAUUUAAUAUUAUUAGUCUAUUUUUUUUUAUGUAGAUGUUAUAGCGUUGAUCAUGUGAUCUUUUAUAUUGUGACUCUAACAUCUAUAUCUAUAUGCUCACCAAUGUAAGUUAUUGAUAUAUUAAUAAAUCAAUUAGGAUUUUACGUAGAUAAAACUAAGCAGUGUAUACAUAUAUGUAAUGAUAUGGAAGUAAAUAAGAAAAUUACAUAUGUAUUUUUGAAUAGGGAAAAAAAAAUACAUUACCAAAUAAAAAUAGAAAUGCU